Messenger RNA from Dibothriocephalus latus, 258 nucleotides. The record is from the annotation of a GenBank genome assembly. NCBI's taxonomy places the organism in Eukaryota, Metazoa, Platyhelminthes, Cestoda, Diphyllobothriidea, Diphyllobothriidae.
AUGGAGCCAGACUUUGAUUCCCUCGUUCCCGAUGGCAUUGUUGACUUCAUCGACUACACCAAAUUGCAUCAACUGACGUCCGGCUUGGAGGAUACAACUACCGCCCAGCCCAUUGGUUCAAAGGCAGGCGUGGAAACAGCAACCGCAGAGUCACCACAGGAGUCAGGUGAACCGACGUCGCCGUCUUCGCCGCCCACCCGACAAAAUGCCCUUCCAAGCAUUGAGUCCUGGGUACGCAACGCAAACUUCUCACCCUAG